AUGUCUUACUGCAGAGUCACAAAACGCAAAGGUAACGUGUCCUCCAUCAUCUGUACGUCUCAGGCCAUCUCAGAGGUGAGAGACGUACCUCUGAGUGUUUUCAUUGACAAGUCUCCUGUCAUCACCACAAAGGUGUUUUACUACAGAGAAAACCCAAAGAUUACAGCUGUCCAGCCUGACUGUAGCUUUGACAGGGGAUCAAAGAUAGUGAUUGAAGGGGAGAACCUGGAUUCUGUUUAUUGCACCAUUGUCCGCUUCAAACCCAACGAAAGCCACUUGAAGCCUGUGACAACGGAGUGCAGAGGCAAGUCUUUGCCCACGAGGAUGGAGUGCAUGACUCCUGUGUUCCCCAGGGACGAGACAGAGGAAGGAGAACUCUCCUUUGACAUGGACGGAGCGGUGGGACUCUGGAGCAAAGAGUUCUCCUACCACCCCUACGGCAAACCCAUUCCUUUUGAAACGGAAGGCCAUGUGCUGAGGUUGUACCCUGGGUUUGAUGAAGUCUCACUUCAUCAUCAGAAGCUGAACCUGGUGAGCUCCUGCAUGACCAUCAUCAUGACUGUGGCAGGUGUUGAUUGUGAUGCCAAAGUCCUGGAUAAUGAGAUCACCUGCAGGAUUCCCAAAAACAUGACCAUCCCCAGUGAGGGGCUUCCAGUGAAAAUCUCUAUAAAUGGGCAGAUCCACAACGUCGGCACCGUGGUGCGGGUCAACAACCACUACAUAGUAGGAAUUAUUCUGGGGAUCCUGGCGGCUCUGGUAGCCGGGGCUGUGCUUGCCUUCACCAUCAUGAAACACCUGAGGAAGAAGAAAAAAGCCUCCAUGAUAGAUUCCUGUUUGGGUCACGGUGCCAGUCGCAUUAGGGCUAAUAACGUGGAGCUCUCGCCUUCUGGAGACUACAGACGAGUAGUAUCGCUGAGCCCCCCCACGCCCCUGGUGGGGCCUGUGGUGUUCCCCAGCCUGACCUACGCUGCGGGGAGCAGGGUUCCCACCCUCACCCCGCUCAUGCCUCCAGAGAAAAUUUCCAUCUCCAGUUUUAGACCAGAGUUGCUGGAAGAGGUGAAGGAUGUUCUCAUUCCUGUUGAGAUGCUAAUAGUGCAGCACCAUCAGAUCAUAGGGAAGGGUCAUUUUGGGACCGUCUAUCAUGGAUCCUUCACAGACCACAACAACAGAGAAAUUCACUGUGCUGUCAAGUCCUUAAAUAGAAUAACAGAUGUUGAGGAGGUUGAACAGUUUCUCAAGGAAGGCAUCAUCAUGAAGGGGUUCCAUCACAGCAAUGUGCUGUCUUUGCUGGGCAUCCUCCUGCCCCAGGAAGGGCUCCCUCUAGUGGUGCUGCCUUACAUGAAACACGGGGACCUGCGCCACUUCAUACGCUGCGAGAAGAGGAACCCCACCGUCAAGGAUCUGAUUGGCUUCGGCCUCCAGGUCGCCAUGGGGAUGGAGUAUUUAGCUCAAAAGAAGUUCGUGCACAGAGAUCUGGCAGCACGCAACUGCAUGCUGGACGAGUCGUACACAGUGAAAGUGGCAGACUUUGGCAUGGCCAGAGACGUCUUUGACAAGGAGUACUACAGUGUCCAGGACCACAGGAAGGCUAAGCUGCCUGUGAAGUGGAUGGCUAUUGAAAGUCUGCAGACGCAGAAAUUCACCUCCAAGUCUGAUGUGUGGUCUUUUGGUGUUCUGAUGUGGGAGAUGUUGACCAGAGGAGCAAGCCCAUACCCAGAGGUGGACCCUUAUGACAUCACCCAUUACUUACUGAGAGGCAGGAGGCUUCCGCAGCCACAGUACUGCCCCGACCCUUUGUAUAGAAUCAUGCUUCAGUGCUGGGACCCUGAUCCAGACUUGAGACCCAGCUUUGCUACGCUGGUGUCAGCCGUCUCAGCGAUCUUGUCAAGUCUGGAGGGAGAACACUACAUCAGUCUGAACGUCGCCUACGUCAACCUGGACCAGCCGCGGCCUUACCCCGCUCUCACCGAGUCUGCUGAUGAAUAUGACUCCACCGAUGAAGACUCGUUUACCACCUGAUACUGUACAGCCCUUCUUCUCCCUCGUCCGAAAGCCUGUGUUGAUGCUACGGGCCAACAGCACAAACACAGAACCAGGCCUUUUUACUACAAAGCGUGGGGAACAGAGACACCUUCUGUUAUUUGUUGGAUGAAAGUGGUUGUAAGAUGCUUAUAUCUGACUUAACGACACACUCCUGAAGUUACAAUGGAGGAAUAAUACUUUAAGAAACUAGGUCUUAGAGAGUUGAGCUGGGUGCAGAAGAUGACAGAAUGCCCAGACGUUGUUGGAGUCUUUUUACAGAAAGUGAUAUUUUUUCCUAUCAAGAGUAAAACCAGUAAAAAAGUUAGUUUUGUAUUAUUUUUAAAGGGAUAUGAUAAUAUAUCAACACAUCAGGCUGUAGUACUAUAUUAUAAGCUACUGUAGCCAAACCACUUUACACUGAUUGUAAACAGAAUUUGUUCACAAUCAACGCACAUGUUUUCAGACAGUCUGGUACUGUGCAAGUGAAGGCACUUAAGUAAGGCACCUAGUGAAUGAGCAGCUAUGCUCAUACACACCUCUGAAGUACGUAUCUAGGAUGUAAGUCAUUUUAAAUGCCAGACGGUUCUGUGUACACAUACUGUAUAGCUUCUGAUGCAAGUUUGUAGCAACCAGCAGUCCCUUAUAGAUCCUUUGGUCAUGUAGUUCUUAUUCUGUAUUGUUAUCUGUAUUUUAGAUGUUGACUUCAGUGUUUGUUUAUAGAUGUUUAUAAUAUUUGUUUAUAGAAUUGAUCUUGUGGUUUGAAUGUUAUUGACUUUAUUUGAUUUAUGUCACACAUGGGAGUUCUCUUUCAUUGUUGCCGUGUCAAUGGCUCUCAGUGUUUUGUUGGUCUUUUCCUCUAGAGGUCAGCAUUCUGUCAAAAGUUCUUUGCCUGGCCACUGAUCUGCCUCUGAAAAUGCUCCCUGAACCGUAGCUGCGUGUUCUUUGUGUGUGUUUCAUCUUUUCUGCAGUAACAUAGCAACAUGAAUGACCCAGGAUGUUUCCCCAUCUCUGUGACGCAACCAAUAGGAGCUCUAAAUGCCACGUUAGAUAUUUGGAAAAGAACACAACAAAGCGGGCAUGUUUCUCUUUUUUCAGUACUAUUGUCUUCGUACAUUUGCCAGAAUCAAAUGACUGCAUUUAUAUUCAAAUCAGCUAAAGAGACAGUCGAACUUGUCUUACAAAUACACCAUGUACCAAAGUCUCACAAGCAUAUGUAACGAGUCCCUAUGCUGUAAAUUGACGUCAUGCGUAACUAGUGCACUUCCCCCACAAUGAGUCUGGAGUUGAAUAAAACCAGAGGGAAAAACGA
Betta splendens (Siamese fighting fish) is the source of this 3331-nucleotide messenger RNA. It is a transcript of the gene mst1rb, whose product is annotated as macrophage stimulating 1 receptor b. Gene Ontology annotation, cellular component: signaling receptor complex. The record is from RefSeq and is a predicted model, not a curated record. The transcript has 13 exons. Bases 1 to 2019 code for a protein of 672 amino acids. NCBI's taxonomy places the organism in Eukaryota, Metazoa, Chordata, Actinopteri, Anabantiformes, Osphronemidae. Gene Ontology annotation, biological process: cell surface receptor protein tyrosine kinase signaling pathway; nervous system development; multicellular organism development. Gene Ontology annotation, molecular function: ATP binding; transmembrane receptor protein tyrosine kinase activity.